GUUAGGAGGUCUGAUGUCUUCUUUUGAUGGUCUUUGGACGAAGGCUUACACUCAUCCUCGCUGUCCUCUGGAUGGCCUCACAGGUUUGCACGUGCAUACUAAGCAUUGUGUUAUCUGCAGCCCAAGCACCCAAAUACUUUGAAGACCUCCAGUCCUCUGUCUCCUCACCUGUCAGAAUGUCUGGACGUGGAAAGAAAAAAGUAGUGGCUGGCAACCCUAGAAGUGCAUCAAAGAAAAGCAAAUCAGCCAAGGCAGGUCUGCAGUUCCCCGUGGGCCGUGUCUACAGACUGCUCCGAAGAGGGAAGUAUGCUCAUAGGAUUGGUUCUGGUGCUGCCAUCUACCUGGCUGCAGUGAUGGAGUACAUGGCAGCAGAGGUCCUGGAGCUGGCAGGGAAUGCUGCACGUGAAAACAAGAAGACGAGGAUCCUGCCCAGGCACAUUCAGCUGGCUGUGAGAAAUGAUGAUGAGCUGAACAAGUUCUUUGCCUGUGUGACCAUUCCUCAAGGCGGGGUUAUGCCAAAUAUCCUUUCUCAGCUCCUUCCGAAGAAAACCAGUAGAAAUGUUUCUUCUUCUCAAGAAUAUGGUGGUGGUAGCCAGUGA
Molecule: messenger RNA, 599 nt
Organism: Poecile atricapillus (Black-capped chickadee)
Lineage: Eukaryota; Metazoa; Chordata; Aves; Passeriformes; Paridae
Product: histone H2A, sperm-like
Exons: 2
Coding region: 27-599 (190 amino acids)
Cellular component (GO): nucleosome
Molecular function (GO): protein heterodimerization activity; structural constituent of chromatin; DNA binding
Source: RefSeq, a predicted model, not a curated record